GCACCCCUUAUGUUGUCCUACAACACCCCACCCUUUUUCCUAAAAAAAACCCUACCUUCUCUUCCCUUUCUCUCUCUCGAGAAAACUAUAUUGACUUGCGAAUCAAGACAAUUUCAAAAACAAAAACUCAACUUUCGUUUCUUCCCAUUCUUCAACCCUAUUUCGAAUUCUCCAUUUUUCACUUCUCAAGCUUUUCAAAUUAUGGCUACACCUUUAAUGGCAGGGAUAGCUGUGGCUGCUGCAGCAUAUGCCGGUAAAGCUGGUAUUCAGGCUUGGCAAGCGUUCAAAGCUAGACCACCAGCAUUGCGUAAAUUUUAUGAAGGCGGUUUUCAGCCUACUAUGACUAGGAGGGAAGCAGCUCUCAUUCUUGGUGUUAGACAGACCACUCCAACAGAUAAGAUAAAAGAAGCGCAUCGAAGAGUGAUGGUUGCAAACCAUCCAGAUGCCGGUGGCAGCCAUUAUCUUGCUUCCAAAAUCAAUGAAGCAAAAGACAUGAUGCUUGGAAAGUCCAAGGGUAGUGGAUCAGCAUUUUGAAGCCGUGUAACCUUUCUGUCAAUUAUCGCAACAGUUCAGACUUUAGAAGCCGUGCUUAUUCAAUGUCAGAUUAUAAAUUUUGUACUCAUCCCCCAAUUAUUUUAUUAGAGCCAAAUAUAUAGUGAGAAAGUUGAAUAUGCGUUAUUGUCUUCGUCGAGAUGAUAAAUUUAUUGUAACCUGUCAUUAAGGUUAAG
Vicia villosa (hairy vetch) is the source of this 728-nucleotide messenger RNA. RefSeq names its product mitochondrial import inner membrane translocase subunit TIM14-3-like. The record is from RefSeq and is a predicted model, not a curated record. Lineage: Eukaryota; Viridiplantae; Streptophyta; Magnoliopsida; Fabales; Fabaceae. The transcript is spliced from 3 exons. Gene Ontology annotation, cellular component: PAM complex, Tim23 associated import motor. Bases 10 to 534 code for a protein of 174 amino acids. Gene Ontology annotation, biological process: protein import into mitochondrial matrix. Gene Ontology annotation, molecular function: ATPase activator activity.